This is a messenger RNA of Clunio marinus, 4830 nucleotides long. The record is from the annotation of a GenBank genome assembly. Lineage: Eukaryota; Metazoa; Arthropoda; Insecta; Diptera; Chironomidae.
AUGGAAGAAAGCGAAAAUAAUAUUUUAUCUAUUAAAAUUGUGAGUGUUGAUCACUACAACUCCUUUCCUAUACCAAAUUUAGAUUCAAAUUAUUCAGAAUUUCGAAAUUGUUCGGUGAAAUAUGUUCCUGUGAUAAGAAUUUUUGGAAUUACACAAAAUAAGAAAAAGAUUUGUGCAAAUGUUCAUGGAGUGUUUCCUUACUUCUACAUACCAUGCGCGGAAAUUGAUCAUGAAAAGAUCACCAAAUUAAUGAAUGAUCUUGCCGAACAGAUUGAUAAAUCAAUUAACACCUCUUUAGGACAAUCAAGCUCUAAAAAUCAACACAUUUACAGAAUAUCUUUGGUGAAAGGAAUACCUUUCUAUGGCUAUCACCAAAACGAACAUCAAUUUCUGAGACUUCAAUUAUACAAUCCAAAUCUCGUGAAGAGAACUUCAAAUCUCCUUCAAAGUGGGACAAUCAUGAGCAAACAAUUUCAACCACACGAGUCUCAUAUUCCUUACAUUUUGAAGUUCUUUAUUGAUUACAAUCUGUUUGGGAUGAGUUAUCUUCAUGUUCCGCUUCAAUUUGUUCACGCAAGAAAUCCAGACGACAAUACCAGAUAUCGAAAGAGAUCCGUGUCGGAGAUUGAAGUCGAUUUCAAAGCAAUUCACAUUUUAAAUCGUUUAGCAGCAACUGAAGAAAGUUCUGCAAACAAAGCUGCAAAUCCAGGGAUUGAGUCGAUCUGGGAAGAUGAAAGACAACGACGUGAAGUGCUAGAAGCAGCUCCACCAAUGGAAUCUGAGAUUUCACAAGAACGAAAUUGUCCAGCAACUAAAAGUGACAUUUUUUAUCAAAGCAUUUUAAGAGAAAAAGUUAUUGAAGGAUCUCAAAAUUCAACAAUGUUUGAAGAAUCUUUUUCAAAUGAAAUCGCAUCGUCGUCUGUGAAAGAUAAAAAGAAAACUUUUAACUUGAAGAAUUUCCUCGAUUCUUCAGUUUACGCUGCUGAAUUUUCACAAAGUUCAUCAACAACGUCAACAACGUCAACAAGUCAACAACAAGAAACUGACAUGGAAAUGUUUAGUCAAUAUGUAAAAGAUGAAGAGGAAAUAAUUCCGCAACUUGACGGUGUUGAUGAUGAAGAACAACAAUUGUCACCAUCAGAAUUAACAAAGCUAAGAGACCACGAAAGAAAUUUCCAUCCUCAGCCAGGACCUUCAAGACUUUUCAUUCCACCAGUUCGUCAAACUCCAUCAAAUGACGAUGCAAAUAAUCAACAAAUUCAUAGUCAUUUAAUGGAACUUGCGAAAAGUUUCAAUAAAUUUCCCGACAAUGUUGAGAAAGUUGAAGAUUCGCCAACUUCAAUCUCAGAUGAUGAUGAACUUGUGAAGAGUUUUUACAAUCAAACGAUGAUGAUUGACGAGUUUGAAGAGUCUGAAGAAUCGUCAGAAGCAUUGACUGAAGAAGUUUUAAAUAAAACAGUAAAAAUGGAAUGUGAUGACGAUGAAGUUGCAGUUAUGAAGCCAUCAUUUGAUCCACCAAGUCCAAGUGAUGUGAUGAAGCGACUUGAAGAAUUUAAAAUCCCAAAACACUCAAAUCCAACACUUUUCUAUUCAAAUCCCAAAGAUGUGACAAAAAGGAAGGAAGUUGGUCAUAAUCUUCUUGAAAUUCCUGGCAAGCGAUUGUGCGAUCUUGAAACUUUCAAAUCUUCUUUGUUUGUUGAUUAUGAAAAAUUGAAAGAAAUUAAAAAUGAAAGAAGAAGAAAUGAAAUUGUGAUUUGUCCUUACAACGAUCCGCCGUCGUAUCGUGAUGCUGUUAAAUGGCUUAAGACAGGAAAGACAGAAAAGGAAGAAGAUGAAAGUCCAGUGAAAGAUAAACGUGAGAAGACGAUCAUGAUGCUUGAAGACGAUGAAGAAGCUGAAGCGACUUUAAUUCCAUCAUCACAACCAAUGGAAGAAGCAACGACAACACCUGAAAUUAUUCAAAGUUCAUUAGAAAAAGAUUCGUCAACACUCUCCGAAUUCAUCGAGGAUGGUUUGUACUUGAGUUACAGUGCGAGGAAGAAACGAAUGAAGAAAAGUUUUAGCAGAAGAUUUCAAGAAAUUAUGAAAGCAAAAGUGGUAGAGGCUGAAAAAGUUUCUUCACAAUCUUCGUCAGUUUCUGAGGUUGACAAAGCUUCGGAAACUCCUGAAAGUUCCAGCAGUAAUCAUUCGAUCAUUGUUAAAGACGCAAACAUCCAAGAAGAUUCAAGCAGCUUCAACAACAGCAAUUGCGACAUUACCGGGCCAACACUCAACAAUACUUACGGCUUUAAGAUGAAAUUGGAGAGUUUACAAUCAAAUAACGAACACACCGACUUGACAAUUCUUUCAAUGGAACUUCAUGUUCAAACUCGUGAUGAAUUUAAACCAAAUCCUGAGUUUGAUGCUGUUUCAGCGAUUUUCUAUUCACUUGAUGGAUAUUGCGGUGGAUCAAAUAAAAUAGUUAAUGGAAUUAUUGCCUUUGUUGAUGAUAAAAAGAACUUUCGAUACAUCAAGCAAGAUGUUGAAGUUAUUUUGGUUGACUCUGAAAUGGAAGUUUUUGAAGUUUUCUUUCAAAAGAUUCGUGACUUUGAUCCUGACAUAAUUGCUGGGUAUGAGAUUGAAACAGCGUCGUGGGGUUAUCUGGUUGAACGUGGCUACGUUCUCAACAUGAAUCUCAACAAUGCCUUGUCAAGAAUGCCACUCGACAAAGGUGAAAAAGCGAGAUCAGCUCAAACAUUAGAUGAUGACGAACAUCAUCACGACAUGGGCGAUUAUCAUUCAGAACAGAAAAUUCCUGGACGAAUCCAACUCGAUGUGUGGCGUUUAAUGAAACACGAAAUCGCAUUGACAUCUUACACAUUUGAAAACAUUUCUUAUCACGUUCUUCAUCGAAGAUAUCCAAAACACUCCUUCAGUCUCUUAACGUCAUUAUGGAAGCAGCCAUUGAAGUGUUGGAUCGUUCUCGAUUAUUACAUCGAUCGAGCGAAAACUUUAAUCGAAAUUCUUCAACAACUCGAUUUGAUUGGACGAACAUGUGAACUUGCCAAACUCUUUGGGAUUCAAUUUUAUGAAGUUCUCUCACGUGGUUCGCAAUUUCGUGUGGAAAGUAUGAUGAUUCGAAUAGCAAAGCGAAGGAAUUACGUGCCAGUGUCGCCGAGUGUUCAACAACGAGCACACAUGCGAGCACCUGAAUACAUUCCAUUGAUUCUCGAACCUGAAUCGAGAUUCUACAACGACCCAGUCAUUGUUCUUGACUUUCAAAGUCUUUAUCCAAGCAUCAUCAUUGCUUACAAUUAUUGCUUCUCAACAUGCCUCGGACGUGUCGAACAUUUAGCGAAAGCUUCAUCACAACCAUUUGAAUUCGGAGCUUAUCAACUUCGAGUGACUCCAAAGAAGUUGAAAUUCUUAAUCGAGAAUGAUCUAAUCACAAUUUCACCAUGUGGCGUUGCUUUCGUUAAAGCUUCAGUGAGGGAAGGCGUCUUGCCUCGAAUGUUGAGUGAAAUUCUAAGCACACGACUUAUGGUGAAACAAUCGAUGAAGAUUCAUAAAAAUAAUUCAGCACUUCAACGUGUUUUACAUUCGAGGCAACUUGGAUUGAAGCUCAUUGCGAACGUCACUUAUGGUUACACAGCAGCGAAUUUCAGUGGACGAAUGCCAGCGAUUGAAGUCGGUGACAGUGUUGUGAGUAAAGGACGAGAAACUUUAGAACGGGCGAUAAAUUUAGUCGAGACAAACAAGAAGUGGGGUUGCCGAGUUUGCUAUGGUGACACUGAUUCAAUGUUUGUUCUGGUUCCGGGACGAUCAAGAGAAGAAGCUUUCAAGAUUGGCGCAGAAAUCGCUGACGCUGUGACAAAUGACAAUCCACAUCCCGUGAAAUUAAAGCUUGAGAAAGUUUAUCAACCUUGCAUUUUGCAAACAAAGAAACGUUACGUCGGUUACAUGUACGAAAGUGCUGAUCAAAAAGAUCCAAUUUACGAAGCGAAAGGAAUUGAGACAGUUCGUCGUGAUGGUUGUCCAGCAGCGGUGAAGAUGCUUGAGAAGACGUUGAGGAUUCUUUUCGAGACUUAUGACGUUAGCAAAGUUAAGGAAUAUGUUUGUAGACAAUUUAGAAAGAUUCUUGCUGGUCGUUGCAGCAUUCAGGACUUGCUGUUUGCGAAGGAAUUUCGAGGCAUUAAUGGAUACAAAGAACGAGCGUCAGUGCCUGCUUUAACGUUGACUAGGAAGUGGAAAGCUUCAGAUUCACGCAACGAACCGAGAAGAGGCGAACGCGUUCCUUUUCUGAUUGUUAAUGGAGCGCCAGGAUUGCCUUUGAUUCGAUUGGUCAGAAGUCCACUGGAAGUUUUAAAUGAUGAAAAUUAUAAAAUAAAUUCAAUUUAUUACAUUACAAAAGCAAUUAUUCCACCACUGAAUCGAUGUUUGUUGUUGAUUGGUGCGAAUGCAUUUGAAUGGUUCACAGAACUUCCAAGAUGUCAACAGUUCAUCCCAUUGUUGGGACAACAAUCGAAAUUUGAUACAACAACACGUAAAGGGACAAUUUCACAAUUUUUCUCAACAUCAUCUUGCGUGACUUGCGAGAAUCCAUGUCAAGAGAAUGUAUGUUCAAAUUGCAAAAGCGAUUCACAGAAAACUGUUCUGGCAAUCACCAUGAAAUCAUUAAACAUGGAAAGAAAGCUUUCGUCAAUAAAAAGUAUUUGUGACAGUUGUUGUCGAAGAAAUUUUGACACUGAUUGCAUUUCCUUAGAUUGUCCCGUGCUUUAUGCUUCAUACAGAGCCAAACGAGAUUAUAAACAAGUUCAAUAUUUGAGAGAAGUUCUAGAUGAUGAAUUUUGA